Poecilia latipinna (sailfin molly) is the source of this 10948-nucleotide messenger RNA. RefSeq names its product CUB and sushi domain-containing protein 3. NCBI's taxonomy places the organism in Eukaryota, Metazoa, Chordata, Actinopteri, Cyprinodontiformes, Poeciliidae. Bases 11 to 10552 code for a protein of 3513 amino acids. The transcript has 69 exons. The record is from RefSeq and is a predicted model, not a curated record.
UUUUUUGGUAAUGCAUAAUUUUAAUCACAUCGCUCUGUUUUCUUCUUUCAGGUUAACAGGCUUCCAGGCUCCUCCCCCUGUCACCAGCACAGGGAAUGUUUUCUCCUUGAGGUUGACCAGCGACUUUGCCGUUUCUGCUCAUGGCUUCAAACUCAACUAUGAAGAACUACACAGUACAUCUUGUGGGAAUCCAGGUGUUCCACCAAAAGCGGUGCUAAGUAGUGGUGGCCGCUUCGCUGUAGGAGACCGGGUGCAAUACAGCUGCGUCCCUGGUUACGUCUUAGACGGUCACGCUACGCUCACAUGCAUAACCAAUGCGGCAAACAUUGCAGUCUGGGAUUUUCCUGCUCCUAUUUGUCGAGCUGAGGACACAUGUGGGGGCACUGUGAGGGGCGGCAGUGGGGUGGUGACCAGUCCCGGUUACCCCGGCAACUAUGGUAACCAAGCCGACUGUACUUGGAUCCUUUUGGCCGAACCCGGAGACACCAUCUCUGUCAUCUUUACAGACUUCCAGACCGAAGAAAAGUAUGACUACCUGGAAGUGGAGGGCUCAGAACCACCGACCAUCUGGUUGUCGGGAAGUAACGUGCCCUCUCCGAUCGUUAGCAACAAGAACUGGCUCCGACUGCAUUUUGUCACCGAUGGCAACCACCGUUACCGAGGUUUCAGUGCACAUUACCAAGUGAAGCGAUCAGUAGAUUUUAAGUCGAGGGGCGUAAAAUUAUUCCCCGGCAAAGACUCCAGCAACAAGUUUUCAAUAUUGAAUGAAGGUGGUGUCAGACAGGCGUCUAACUCCUGCCCUGACCCAGGAGAGCCGGAAAAUGGAAAACGCCAUGGAAAUGACUUCAGCAUUGGCAGUGUGGUCCAGUUCAGUUGUGGAGAGGACUACGUGCUGCAGGGCAGCAAAACCAUCAGCUGCCAGAGAGUGGCCGAAGUCUUCGCCGCCUGGAGUGACCACAGACCAGUCUGUAAAGCAAAGACGUGUGGCAGUAAUCUUCAGGGGCCAUCGGGGACCUUUACAUCUCCCAACUUUCCAAUUCAAUAUGAGAGCAAUGCCCAGUGUGUGUGGAUAAUUACAGCCUCAAAUCCAAAUAAGGUGAUCCAAAUCAACUUUGAGGAGUUUGACCUGGAGAUAGCCUAUGACACUCUGACUAUAGGAGAUGGAGGAGAGGUGGGAGAUCCUACAACUAUACUUCAGGUCUUAUCAGGCAGCUUUGUGCCUGACCUGAUUGUCAGCAUGACCCACCAGAUGUGGCUCCACCUCCAGUCAGAUGAGAGUGUUGGAUCUAUAGGAUUUAAGAUCAACUACAAAGAAAUAGACAAAGAGAGUUGCGGUGACCCUGGGACGCCUCUCUACGGAGUAAGAGAGGGCGACAGCUUCUCCAACGGGGGAAUCCUGAGGUUCGAGUGCCAGUUUGGCUUCGAGCUGAUCGGAGAAAAAACCAUCUCCUGCCAAGAUAACAACCAGUGGUCUGCGAACAUACCCAUAUGUAUAUUCCCCUGCAUGUCCAACUUCACAGCUCCCUCAGGAACAGUCCUCUCCCCAGAUUACCCAGAAGGCUACGGGAACAACAUGAAUUGUGUCUGGCUCAUCCAGUCUGAUCCCGGCUCGAGAAUCCACUUGGCAUUUAAUGAUUUCGACCUUGAGGCGCCGUACGAUUCCCUGACCGUGAAAGAUGGCGAGACAAACGAUGCCUCUGUCAUCGGGAGGUUCUCCGGAGCCGAGAGCCCAUCCCACCUGACGUCCAACACCAACACUCUGAGGCUGGAGUUUCAGGCCGAUCACUCCAUGUCUGGGAGAGGAUUUAAUAUCACUUACAGCACGUUUGGCCACAAUGAGUGUCCGGAUCCUGGCAUUCCCAUCAAUGCUCGUCGCUUUGGAGACAGCUUCCAGCUCGGCAGCUCCAUCUCUGUGGUGUGUGAGGACGGUUUCAUUAAAACCCAGGGAACGGAGACCAUCUCCUGUCAGCUAGAACGGGGAAAAGUCAUGUGGAGUGGGCCCAUUCCUAAAUGCGAAGCGCCAUGUGGCGGCCACUACUCUGCUCCGAGUGGGAUCAUUCUGUCUCCUGGGUGGCCCGGUUACUACAAAGACUCCCUCAGCUGCGAGUGGGUGAUCGAAGCCGAGCCAGGACGUUCCAUCAAGAUCACAUUUGACAGGUUCCAGACAGAGUUGGGUUACGACUUCCUCGAGAUCCAUGAUGGGCCGAACCUCCUAUCGCCUCUGGUUGGCUCCUUUAAUGGAACCCAGGUGCCUCAGUUCCUAUUUAGCAGCAGCAACUUCCUUUAUCUCCUGUUUACCACUGAUAACAGCCGCUCCAACGUUGGCUUCAAAAUACUCUACGAAAGUGUUACAGUGGACAGCUAUUCAUGCCUCGAUCCUGGUAUUCCUGUCAACGGUAUUCGAUAUGGACAAGAUUUUUCCAUCGGAUCCACAGUUUCAUUUGGCUGUGAUUCAGGCUACAGACUCAGCCAUGAAGAGCCGCUGGUGUGCGAAAAGAACCACUGGUGGAGCCACCCCUUACCAACAUGUGAUGCACUGUGCGGCGGGGAUGUCAGGGGCCCCUGGGGAACCAUCCUCAGUCCCGGCUUUCCAGACAGCUACCCUUCAUCUCUCAACUGUACCUGGACGGUUGAAGUCAGCCAUGGGAAAGGCGUCCAGUUUCAGUUCAACUCCUUCCAUCUUGAGGACCAACAUGACUACCUCUUGGUAACCGAGAACGGGAGCUUCCUGCAACCUCUGGCUCGGCUGACCGGCAAUGAGUUGCCUAGCAACAUCAAUGCUGGUCUCUAUGGCAACUUCAAAGCCCAGCUACGAUUCAUCUCUGACUUUUCUAUCUCGUACGAGGGAUUCAACAUAACUUUCUCAGAAUACACUUUGGAGCCAUGUGAGGACCCUGGGAUGCCCAGGUUCGGCCGGAGAAAUGGCUACAGUUUUGGGGUCGGAGACACUUUGUCCUUCUCCUGCAACUUAGGGUACCGCCUUGAGGGGGCGCCAGAGUUGAUCUGUCUAGGUGGAGGGCGAAGAAUGUGGAGUGCUCCUUUACCAAGAUGUGUUGCUGAGUGCGGUUCUUCAGUCAUAAAUAACGAAGGCAUCCUCUUGUCUCCAAACUACCCAAUGAACUACGAUAACAAUCACGAGUGCAUCUACAGCAUCCAGGUGCAAGCUGGGAAAGGCAUCAACAUCUCAGCUAGAACAUUUCAUCUGGCCCAGGGCGAUAUUCUCAAGAUUUAUGAUGGCAAAGACAACACUGCUCAAGUUCUUGGAGCAUUCACUGGCUCGUCCAUGUUGGGCCUGACUCUGAUUUCCACAUCAAACCACCUCUGGCUGGAAUUUUACAGUGAUGCUGAAGACACUGGAGAAGGAUUCAAACUGGUUUACUCAAGUUUCGAGCUGUCUCAUUGCGAGGACCCAGGUGUGCCUCAGUUUGGAUUCAAAGUCAACGACCAAGGCCAUUUCUCUGGGAGCAGCAUCACAUACAGAUGUGAGCCCGGUUACACUCUGCACGGGGCUUCGACACUCAAGUGUAUGACAGGUGAAAGGAGAGCCUGGGAUAACCCUCUGCCGUCCUGCAUAGGUAUGCUCUUGUUACAUUAUGUCUUUUACACACUGAACGAGAAACAAAGUUGCCUCCUAUCCCCACAUUCAAGCCAAGUGAUUUGGUGUCCCGCUUGUUUUAGGGGUGUGGCGGAAAGUUAUCCUACAGUCUUGUCUGAAAAGUUCGUAUUGAAAUAUCUUAACCUUGAUGAUUUUUCUUCCCUUUUAAAUGGCAGCCUUCAGUUCUUGGCCUUUGACACGGAAGCCAGCCACGACAUGCUGAAAGUUUGGGACGGCCCGCCUGAGAAUGAAAUGUCUCUGGCAGAGCUGAGUGGAUCUUUGCUUCCAGAGGGAAUCCAUUCCACUCUAAACACAGUCACUGUCCAGUUUGAGACUGACUUUUACAUCAGCAAGUCAGGGUUUGCCAUUGAAUUUUCCAGCUCCGUAGCCACAGCCUGCAGGGACCCAGGUGUGCCGAUGAACGGCACGCGCAGCGGAGACGGCCGUGAGCCGGGGGAUUCGGUGUCCUUUCAGUGCGACCCUGGAUACGAGCUCCAGGGAGACGACAAAAUAACCUGCAUACAAGUGGAUAACAGAUACUACUGGCAGCCCAGCCCGCCUGUCUGCAUAGCACCUUGUGGGGGAAAUCUGACUGGCUCCAAUGGGUUCAUCCUCUCUCCUAACUAUCCACAUCCCUACCCACACUCAAAGGACUGCGACUGGCUCAUUGCUGUCAACUCAGACUACGUCUUGUCGCUGGCCUUCAUCAGUUUCAACAUUGAGCCAAACUACGACUUCCUGUACAUCUACGACGGUCCGGACAGCAACAGUCCUCUCAUCGGGAGCUUCCAGGACAGCAAACUUCCAGAGCGCAUAGAGAGCAGCUCCAACACAAUGCUUCUAGCCUUCCGCAGUGAUGGCUCUGUUUCAUAUACUGGCUUUCACCUGGAGUACAAAGCCAAACUGAGGGAGUCCUGCUUUGACCCAGGGGUGGUUCUGAACGGGACCAGGUUGGGAUCCGAUUACAAGCUGGGCUCGACAGUCACCUUUUACUGUGAAGCAGGAUAUGUUCUGCAGGGCUACUCGACUCUCACCUGCAGUAUGGGAGAUGAUGGGAGGCCCGGAUGGAACAGAGCUUUGCCUAGCUGUCAAGCUCCCUGCGGAAGCCGCUCCACGGGGUCGGAAGGGACCGUCUUAUCGCCAAACUUUCCCAGAAACUACACUUCCGGACAGACCUGCAUGUAUUCCAUAUCCGUGCCGAGAGAGUUUGUCCUCUUCGGUCAGUUUGUGCUGUUCCAGACAUCCCUGAAUGAUGUCGUGGAAAUCUAUGAUGGACCCACCCAACAAAACACGCUGCUCUCCUCUCUCUCCGGUUCCCACUCCGGUGAAUCGCUGCCUCUGAGUUCAGGAAGCCAGAUCACAGUAAAGUUUACCACGGUGGGACCAGAAACUGCCAAGGGAUUCCAUUUUGUCUACCAAGCUGUACCCAGGACAAGCUCCACUCAGUGCAGCUCAGUCCCAGAGCCACGCUUCGGGAAACGUCUCGGUAAUGACUUUGCAGUCGGCUCCUUGGUGCAGUUUGAGUGCAACCCCGGAUACGUGCUUCAUGGCUCCACUGCCAUUCGCUGCGAGAGCGUACCGGACAACCUGGCUCAGUGGAAUGACACCCUGCCAACAUGCAUAGUUCCCUGUGGAGGCGUACUGACCUCUCGCCGUGGAACCAUCCUGUCUCCAGGCUACCCAGAACCGUAUGACAACAAUCAGAACUGCGUGUGGAAGGUGUCCGUUCCAGAAGGGGCCGGAAUACAGAUACAAGUUGUGAGUUUUGCAACUGAACAUAACUGGGACUCGCUGGACUUCUACGACGGUGCCGACAACCAUGCGCCGAGACUCGGCAGCUACUCUGGCACAACUAUCCCCCCUCUCCUGAAUAGCACAUCUAACAACCUCUAUCUCAGCUUUAGCUCUGAUAUUAGCGUCUCAGCUGCUGGAUUUCACCUGGAAUAUACAGCCAUUGGUUUGGAAUCAUGUCCAGAGCCCCAGACACCAAACUAUGGAAUCAGACAAGGAGACAGAUUCAUGGUUGGAGAUGUUGUCCAGUUUUCAUGUGAACAAGGAUACUCUCUUCAGGGAAAUGCACAUAUCACCUGCAUGCCUGGGCCUGUUAGAAGAUGGAACUACCCUGUACCUCUGUGUAUAGCCCAGUGUGGUGGCUCUAUGAAGGAUGUCAGUGGGGUGAUUCUGAGUCCAGGUUAUCCCGGUAACUAUCCCAGUGGAUUGGACUGCACCUGGAGUGUUAACUUACCUGUUGGCUUUGGUAUUCAUCUCCAGUUUUUAAACUUCUCCACCGAAGCGAUCCACGAUUACCUAGAGAUCCGUAGUGGAACGCUGGAGACGGGUUCUGUGAUUGACCGGUUCAGCGGUCCAGUCAUUCCUAAGCCCUUGUUCAGCACCACCCACCAAACCACCUUUUUUUUCCACAGCGACUACUCACAAAACAAACCAGGGUUCCACAUCACGUAUCAAGCCUACCAGCUUCAGAGCUGUCCUGACCCACGGCCGUUCCGAAACGGCAUCGUAAUUGGCACAGAUUUCAGCGUAGGGAUGACGGUGUCUUUUGAAUGUCUGCCUGGAUAUUCUCUGAUCGGAGAGGCCUCGCUGACGUGUUUACACGGAAUAAGCAGGAACUGGAACCAUCCUUUGCCGCGGUGUGAAGCCUUGUGUGGUGGUAACAUUACCUCAUUAAAUGGAACCAUUUACUCUCCCGGACACCCGGAAGAAUAUCCAAACUUCCAGGACUGUGUGUGGAGUGUCAGAGUUCCUCCUGGACAUGGGAUUUAUAUCAAUUUCACUGUUCUGAGCACAGAACCCAUCUAUGACUACAUCACUGUCUGGGACGGUCCAGAUCAAUCAUCCCCUCAGAUAGGCCAGUUCAGUGGGAAUACCGCUUUGGAAUCUGUCUACUCAACUUCCAACAUCAUCCUCAUUAAAUUCCACUCCGACUUCUCCGGGUCAGGCUUCUUUGUCUUAAGCUACCAUGCCUACCAAUUAAGAGUCUGCCAGCCUCCCCCAGAAGUACCAAAUGCUGACAUGCUGAUGGAGGAUGGCGAGUUGGAGAUAGGUGACAUCAUCAGAUAUCGAUGCCAUCCGGGCUUCUCAUUGGUUGGCAAUGAAAUUCUGACCUGUCGCUUGGGAGAGAGACUGCAGAUGGAUGCCCCUUCUCCUACAUGCCAAGUUCAAUGCCCCGCUCACGACGUGCGAUACGACUCAUCGGGUGUCAUCCUGAGCCCAGGGUGGCCGGAGAGCUACCCGAACCUCCAGAUGUGUUCCUGGAGCAUUAACGUGGAAAAGGGAUACAAUGUCACCAUAACCUUUGAGAGUUUCCACACAGAGAGGGAGUUUGAUGUGCUAGAGAUUUUUGAUGGCCCCACAACCAACAGUCCAACUCUGGCAACGCUGAGCGGAGACCUGCCAACACCCUUCAACAUCACGACCUCCGGUCAUCAGUUUCUAGUCCGCUGGUCCUCAGAUCACGGCACCAACAAGAAAGGCUUCAAAAUUCGCUAUGUUGCCCUGUACUGCUCCACGCCAGACUCGCCCCUCCACGGCUCCAUAUCGUCUCAGACAGGCGGUCAUGUCAACAGUGUGGUGCGCUGGGCUUGCGACCGCGGUUACCGUCUCAUAGGCAACGGCACGGCGACUUGCCGCCGUACGUCGCAGGGCUACCACGCCUGGGACUCUCCUGUGCCUGGUUGUCAAGCCGUCUCCUGCGGGCCACCCAAGGCACCGAUAAACGGUGGAGUGCUAACCGCCGACUACUCCGUGGGAACAAGAGUUUCUUACUUCUGCAACGACGGAUACAGACUCUCCAGUAAAGAACUGACAUCAGCCAUCUGUCAGCCUGACGGAACAUGGAGCAACCAUAACAAGAUACCGAGAUGUUCCGUGGUAGUCUGUCCCAGCAUCGGGUCGUUUUCCCUGGAGCACGGCCGCUGGAGGAUUGUUAACGGCUCGCACUACGAGUACAGAACUCGCAUCGUAUUCACCUGCGACCCGGGGUACUACAGGUUAGGCCCCGCCCACAUCCAGUGUCUAGCCAAUGGGGUGUGGAGCUGGAAGAACGAGAGGCCGCACUGCCAGAUUAUCUCGUGCGGCGACCUUCCUUCGCCUCACAAUGGAAAGAAGAUUGGUACUCAGACGACGUUUGGCGCCACGGCCAUCUUUACGUGCGAUGUUGGCUUCAUGCUGGUGGGGUCAGCUGUCAGAGAGUGCCUGUCAUCUGGGCUUUGGAGCGGAACGGAAACAAAGUGUUUAGCUGGCCACUGUGGAAUCCCAGAGGGAAUUGUGAACGGCCAGGUCAUCGGGGAAAACUUUGGGUACCGUGACACAGUUGUGUACCAGUGUCUGCCUGGCUACCGCCUCAUAGGCUCAUCGGUUCGAAUCUGCCUCCAAGAUAACCAGUGGUCCGGACAGCUGCCCAUCUGCAUACCGAUCAGCUGCGGCCACCCAGGAAGUCCCAUCUACGGCCGCACGGUGGGAAAUGGCUUUAAUCUCAACGAUGUGGUCAGCUUCGUUUGCAACCGGGGAUACGAGAUGGAGGGGCCCGCACGUGCUCAGUGCCAGGCCAACAGACAGUGGAGCCACCCGCCCCCAACGUGUAAAGUGGUCAACUGCUCUGAUCCCGGCAUCCCAGCCAACUCCAUUCGGCAGAGUAAAAUAGAACAUGGCAACUUCACUUUCGGCACGGUGGUGUUCUAUGACUGCAACCCUGGUUAUUACCUCUUCGGCUCACCGGUGCUGACCUGUCAGCCCACCGGACAGUGGGACAAGCCUCUUCCUGAAUGCAUAGUUGUAGACUGCGGCCAUCCAGGCUCUCCGCCCAACGGCAUGCUGACUGGAGAGAAGUUCACAUUUGGUUCCACAGUCCGAUAUUCCUGUCUGGGUGGGAGGCAGCUAAAAGGAGAAUCUUCUCGGAUGUGUCAGCUCAAUGGGAUGUGGAGCUCCCCCAUGCCCUUCUGCUCGGGUGACAUUGCUGGUUCUUGCGGCGAUCCGGGCAUUCCCUCCCACGGCUCAAGGGAACAGACGGAUUUCAAGAUCCGUUCCAAGGUCUACUUCACCUGCUCAGAGGGCUACGAGCUCAUUGGGUCUGCAGAGAGAAUGUGCUUCCCCAACGGGACGUGGUCCGGCACUCAGCCCUUUUGUAAACCCAUUCAGUGUGGAAAUCCCGGCACUCCCAGUAACGGCAGAGUCUUUCGCCUUGAUGGGACGACGUUCUCCCACUCUGUCAUCUACUCCUGCAUGGAUGGUUACCUGCUCACUGGUGCCACCACCAGGCUGUGCCAGGCCAACGGGACAUGGUCGGGGGCACAGCCAAACUGCACUAUGAUAAACUGCGGGGAUCCUGGCAUCCCGGCCAACGGCCUUCGCUACGGUGAGGAUUUCACUAUCGGACAGAACGUUUCCUUUCAGUGCCAGCCGGGCUACAGGAUGGAGGAGGACGGGUCGCCUAUGAGGAUGUGCACCCAGAACGGGACGUGGGGUGGAAACAUGCCCAUAUGUACAGCGGUGACCUGCCCGACUCCCGCCGCCAUCAGCAACGGCGUACUGCAGGGCAGUGACUUCGAGUGGGGCAGCAGCGUGAGCUACAGUUGCUCACCGGGGUACGAACUCUCGUUCCCGGCCAUCCUGACCUGCGUAUCCAACGGCACCUGGAGCGGCAUGCUUCCGCAGUGCCUACCCAAGUUCUGUGGCGACCCAGGCACGCCAGUCGGUGGCUUCAGAGAGGGUCGGAGUUUCAUUUAUCAAUCCGAAGUGUCCUUCAGCUGCUCUCCACCUCUGAUACUGGUCGGCACGGCAACCAGACUUUGCGAGAACGACGGCACCUGGAGUGGAACUCAACCACGCUGCAUCGAACCAACCAAAACCAGCUGCGAUAACCCGGGAACGCCUCGCUACGGCUCCCUGAACCGGACCUUUGGUUUUAAGGUGGGGAGCGUGGUGUCAUUUCAGUGCCAGUCGGGUCAUUUGCUUCAGGGAUCGUCAUCCAGAACCUGCCAACCCGAUCUGACGUGGACUGGGACACAACCCGAGUGCAUACCCCACGCCUGUAAGCAGCCGGAGAGCCCGCUCCAUGUGGACGUGGUGGGGAUGGAUCUUCCCGGAUUUGGCUACACCUUGGUGUACAGCUGUCAGCGCGGGUACUUCCUGGCGGGCGGCUCCGAGCACCGGGUCUGCAAGAGUGAUAGCACUUGGACGGGAAAGAUGCCAAUAUGUAGAGCUGGAGAGAAGAAGAAACCUGUGAAACCGGUACCGGGAACACCCAGCCCAAAACUUAACGUUCCAGACGAUGUUUUUGCUCCUAACUACAUAUGGAAGGGUUCCUACAAUUACCGGGGCAGGAAGCAGCCGAUGACGCUGAGCAUCACCAGCUUUAACUCCACGACCGGGAGAGUCAACGUGACGCUCAGCAACGGCAACCUGGAGCUGCUCCUGUCAGGAGUUUACAAGGCUUCAGAGGCCAGGCUUUUACUUCUGAUGCAUCAGGUGAACUAUGUUAACCAGGGAAGCCAACUGAAAGAUUCAGCCAUCUCUCCAGCCAAGAUCAUGGAGGACUCCUGGACUAUGGAUGGAUAUGUAUCAGCAGAGCCUGAUGGGUCCACCUACGUGUUCCAGGGUUUCAUUCAGGGAAAAGACUACGGACAGUUUGGACUACAAAGACUGGGUCUAAACAUGUCAGAGAGUCAAAACUCGACACCUCCACAGCUUGGUACCAACAGCAGUUCUGUGGCUAUUGCUAUUCUGGUGCCUUUCUUCGCUCUGAUCUUUACUGGCUUUGGAUUCUAUCUCUACAAGCAGAGAACUACUCCAAAAACGCAGUACACCGGCUGCUCGGUGCACGAAAACAACAACGGCCAAGCUGCCUUCGAGAAUCCCAUGUACAACACCAAUGCCAAAGCUGUCGAGGGAAAGGCCGUCAGAUUCGAUCCUAAUUUAAAUACUGUCUGCACCAUGGUCUGAGGAGCGGCUGUCCUCAGUCAAAAUGAACGACUCGCAUUUCUAAUGGGACCACAGCUGGUGCAAAGACGGUGUAAAAGGGCAAACUUUACCGAGGCCAAGCAUCAUGGUGUGUACAAGAACCAACCAACCAACCAACCAACCAACCAACCAACCAACCAACCGAUCCUUUCUUUUUGGAAAAGAUCCCAGCUCCCAACCCUCGCCCACGCAGAGGAACGACUCUCCAGCUGAAACCAAAAUCCAGCGUCGGUUUGCUUAAAGCUGUCAGCAUCUAGUGAGAGAAAAGACUGCAAGGUGACAAAAAAAAAAAGCUCCAUUUCUAUCUCUAACUCAGAGCAAGUUGUAGAAACUUUCUGAUCCGAAUCUAAAUCAGACACACACACACACACACACACA